AUGGAUGGAACCAAUGUGAGUUCCCAAGGACAUUUCAUCCUUUUGGGGUUUUCUGAUCGCCCCCAACUGGAGAGGAUUCUUUUUGUGAUCAUCCUGGUGGCCUAUCUCCUGAUCCUGGUGGGCAACACCACCAUCAUCCUGGUGUCCAGGCUGGACUCUCACCUCCACACUCCCAUGUACUUCUUCCUCACACACCUGUCCUUCCUGGACCUCUGCUUCACCACCACCUCCAUCCCCCAGCUGCUCUAUAAUCUGCAUGGGCCAGACAAGACCAUCAGCUACACAGGUUGUGCCAUCCAGCUCUUCCUAUUUUUGGGCCUGGGUGGUGUUGAGUGUCUGCUCCUGGCUGUCAUGGCCUAUGACCGUUUUGUUGCAAUCUGCAAGCCCCUGCACUAUGGAGUGAUCAUGAACCCAAGGAUCUGCAUGGGUUUGGUAUCAGUGGCCUGGGGUUGUGGGAUUGCCAAUUCCUUAGCAAUGUCCCCAGUUACACUGCACUUGCCUCGAUGCGGACAUCACAGAGUGGACCACUUCCUAUGUGAGAUGCCUGCUCUCAUCCGAAUAGCCUGUGUCAAUACAGUUGCUGUGGAGGGCACUGUUUUUGUCCUGGCAGUGAUCAUUGUUCUGUCACCCUUGGUGUUUAUCCUGAUCUCCUAUGGUUACAUUUUAAGAGCUGUGUCACAGAUCCGCUCAGGAUCAGGCUUACAAAAGGUCUUCAACACCUGUGGCUCCCACCUCACAGUGGUCUCUCUCUUCUAUGGGAACAUCAUCUACAUGUACAUGCAACCAGGAAACAGCUCUUCCCAGGACCAGGGCAAGUUCCUCACCCUCUUCUAUAAUAUUGUCACUCCUCUCCUGAACCCCCUGAUUUACACCCUGAGAAACAAAGAGGUAAAGGGGGCCCUGAAAAGGCUGCUGCUCCAUGACAGAGAGAAUGGAAAGGGAUAA
This is a messenger RNA of Erinaceus europaeus (western European hedgehog), 945 nucleotides long. RefSeq names its product olfactory receptor 2W3-like. Bases 1 to 945 code for a protein of 314 amino acids. Lineage: Eukaryota; Metazoa; Chordata; Mammalia; Eulipotyphla; Erinaceidae. Gene Ontology annotation, molecular function: G protein-coupled receptor activity; olfactory receptor activity. The transcript has a single exon. Gene Ontology annotation, cellular component: membrane. The record is from RefSeq and is a predicted model, not a curated record. Gene Ontology annotation, biological process: G protein-coupled receptor signaling pathway.